Molecule: messenger RNA, 8208 nt
Organism: Gymnodraco acuticeps
Lineage: Eukaryota; Metazoa; Chordata; Actinopteri; Perciformes; Bathydraconidae
Gene: pld1b
Product: phospholipase D1b
Exons: 26
Coding region: 839-3943 (1034 amino acids)
Biological process (GO): cell motility; regulation of microvillus assembly; intracellular signal transduction
Molecular function (GO): D-type glycerophospholipase activity; phosphatidylinositol binding
Source: RefSeq, a predicted model, not a curated record
AAGCCAUCACAAGUUGUCAGAGCCAAAUUUGACAUCUUCAAUACGGCUUAUUAUGAUUUCAUAGUAAAUAAAAAAAAACAUUAACCAGUUUGUCAUUUUUUCUUCUGGUGUUUUAAAUGUUUAAAAAAUGGUGGUAAGUGUUGCCAAAAUGCUCCACAGAUACAUUGUAGAAGUUCUUUAGUUGAGAAACGUAAUAAUUGUUGAGACUUUUGUCUUUUAGAUAUGGCUUUGAUUGUUUUCAAUUCAAAAGAUUUGUUCUUAUUGUAUUGGUCUUUGUUUCUGGUUCAUCACUUGUAUUUAUUACCUACAUGUAGUUAUUGGGUGUGUUAAGGCUCACACACCAUGUUUAUUAUUGAUAAUCUCUUCUUCAUCAUACAGUAUUGUUAUAAAUCUUACAUACUUUCUCUGCAGUGUCACCUCUGACGCAUUACUCCUUUGUUGUUGUCACUAUGAAUGGGCGUUUUAGCGUAAUAUCUGAUCUAAUUUAAGAAGGAGAAACCAUCACAUUUCCUAUUGUUACCCAUGAAGUGUCAUUAAAAACACUAAGGAUAAUGAUUGAUACUGAGGACUUGCAGAAUGUGUCACAAAAUGGUUUGAAAUACUUAAUUGUGUGCACCAAAAUGACAAGUUUCACAAGUUAAAGAACGAAGGAAGUAAAAAGGAUUUUGUGUGUCCACCUGAUUGCAUGAGGUGUGUGUGAGUGUAUGUUUCUGUGUGGGUGUGUGUGUAUGAGGACUCAGCAGCCUGCCACCUGGCUGGCGAGUGAUGCAGUGGGGGGGGUGAUGGGCCACACUGUACCCAAUUAAUGUGAGCCUGGGGCUCCACACUGAGUGCUAACAUGCUGCGUCAGUCCGAGCCGACCAGCAGCACCUUGCAGCUGGUGGCCAACGACAUGACGGGCAUCAUGGAUAAGCUGGACGACCGCGAGCUGGACCUGGAGGAUGGAGAGUACGACACCACGGACUCUCACCUCUCAGCCGAGCGUCUUCCUUUCAAGGCGAUCUACCACAUGGUGGCCUUCAAAGAGUCGGAGGCCAACGUCUUCCUGUCGUCUCCGAUCACCGCUAAGAUCCUGGAGGUGGAGCGCUUCACCUCGGCUCAGGACCGCUUCAACGUCACCGCGCAGAGGAGCGUCAACAAGUCGCUGCCGGCGGUAUUUAAGAUCGAGAUGAAGCACGGGGAGUUCACGUGGCUGGUGAAGAGGAAUGAGAAACACUUCAUGGAUCUGCACAGAGAGCUGCGGACGUACAAAACCUUCAUGAGGCUGCCGCUGCCCAAACGCAGCCACACGGUGAAGAGGCAGGCGGUCACAAGGAGCGAGGGGGGGCAGAUGCCGAACCUCCCCCGAGUGGGAGGAGACGAUCUGGAGAGGGAGGACCAGGUGUCCAGCCGAAGGAAACAAUUGGAAGAUUACUUGAAUAAUCUGCUAAAGAAGCCGAUGUACAGGAACUACCACGCAACGAUGGAGUUCAUUGACGUCAGCCAGUUGUCCUUCAUCCAUGAUCUGGGACCAAAAGGCUUAGAAGGAAUGGUGCUGAAGAGAUCUGGCGGACAUCGGAUCCCCGGGCUGAACUGCUGCGGGCGCAGCCGGAUUUGUUACCGCUGGUCCAAACGCUGGCUGGUGGUGAAGGACUCGUGCCUGCUCUACAUGAAGCCGGAGUCGGGGGCCGUCUCCUUCGUGAUGCUGUUCGAUAAAGAGUUCAGCAUCAAGAUGGACUCCAAAGACACGGAGACCAAACACGGAAUCCGCAUCGACAGUCUCUCCAGAUCUUUGGUGUUGAAGUGCAGCAGCUACAGACACGCCCGCUGGUGGGGUCAGGCCAUCGAGGCCUUCGUUAAGAAACACGGCGCCGCCUUCCUCACCGACCACCGCUUCGGAUCCUUCGCCAGAGAAGAAGUAAACAUCCCGGCUAAAUGGUAUGUGAACGGAAAAUCAUACAUGGAGGAUGUUGCAGAUGCUCUUGAAGAAGCCAAAGAGGAAAUAUUCAUCACAGACUGGUGGUUGAGUCCAGAGAUCUUCCUGAAAAGGCCGGUUGUGGAGGGAAACCGCUGGCGUCUGGACAGCAUCCUGAAACGCAAAGCGCAACAAGGUGUACGUAUCUUUGUGAUGCUGUACAAAGAAGUGGAGUUAGCUCUGGGAAUAAACUCCGGAUACAGCAAGAGGACGCUGCUGCACCUCCACCCCAACAUCAAGGUGAUGCGUCACCCGGACCACGUCUCCUCGGCUGUCUACCUGUGGGCGCAUCACGAGAAGAUCAUUGUGGUCGACCAAUCGGUGGCCUUCGUGGGAGGGAUCGACCUGGCAUACGGUCGCUGGGACGACAGGGAGCACAGGCUGACCGACGUUGGGAGUGUGACACUCUCACACCAGGCUGAAGCGGCCUCUCCAAACAUGGCUGCUCCAGCUAACGGCAGCGGUGGGGAAAGUAACGGGAAAAACAUUUUCACGGUGACGGACUCUGUGGACCAGCCCCGGCUGAAAGGGCAAGGCAGACUGAAGAGGACGAGGUUCAGCAUCCGGAGACACCUGCAGAAACACGGGCUGGCCUCGGCAGACAGCGACAGCGACCUGGAGGACGAAGAGAUAAGCGGCUCGCAGCGCAGUCUGUACACGGGCGUCGGGGAGUUAUUCGGAAACACGCGCUUCUGGCACGGAAAAGACUACUGCAACUUCGUGUACAAGGACUGGAUUCAGCUGGAAAAACCUUUCGAUGACUUCAUAGACAGACACACAACUCCCAGAAUGCCUUGGCACGACAUCUCCUCAGUGGUCCACGGGAAAGCAGCUCGAGACGUGGCCCGACACUUCAUCCAGCGCUGGAACUUCACCAAGAUUAUGAAGCCGAAGUAUCGCUCUCUGUCGUUCCCGUAUCUGCUGCCCAAAUCUCACACCACCGCCGAAGAGCAGCGCUACCAAGUACCCAACUGCAUCCCCUCUAAAGUGCAGAUCCUACGCUCAGCCUCUGAUUGGUCGGCUGGCAUCAAGAACCACGAGGAGUCCAUCCACAACGCGUAUGUGCAAGUCAUCCUGAACAGCCAGCACUUCAUUUACAUAGAGAAUCAGUUCUUCAUCAGCUGUUCAGACAACAGAUACGUGUUCAACAAGAUAGGAGAUGCUAUUGCACAGCGCAUCAUCCAAGCAUUCAGGGAGGGUAAAAAGUACAGAGUGUACCUGGUGACGCCUCUGCUGCCGGGCUUCGAGGGAGACAUCAGCACCGGAGGAGGCAGUGCCCUCCAGGCCAUCAUGCACUUCAACUACAGGACGAUGAACCGAGGAGAGCACUCCAUCAUCUCACAGCUGCACAAAGAGAUGGGAGACCAGUGGAUGAACUACAUAUCCAUCGCUGGUCUGAGGACUCACGCUGAGCUGGACGGGAAGCUGGUCACGGAGCUUAUCUACGUCCACAGCAAGAUGCUCAUCGCAGACGACAACACCGUCAUCAUCGGUUCUGCAAACAUCAACGACAGGAGCAUGCUGGGAAAGAGGGACAGCGAGGUGGCGGUGAUCGUGGAGGACUCGGAGAUGGUGCCGUCGGUUAUGGACGGGCAGAAGUACCAGGCGGGAAAAUACGCCCUGCAGCUGCGCCUCGAGUGCUUCAGGAUGAUUUUGGGCGCCAACACGGACUCCUCCAUCGACGUGUCGGACCCCAUCAGCGAGACGUUCUUCAAAGAGGUGUGGACGGCCACCUCCGCUCGCAACGCCACCGUCUACCAGAAGGUUUUCCGCAGCCUACCGUCCUCUGACGUGCGGAACAUUCUGGAUCUGGAGGGCUUCCUGGCCGUGCCCGGUCUGUGCACCGAGGACCCGGCGCGGGCUCAGGAGAAGCUGAAGAAGAUCCGCGGCUUCCUGGUCCAGUUUCCUCUCGACUUCCUGUGUGAGGAGAACCUGCUUCCUCCCAUCGGGUCCAAGGAGGCCAUGAUGCCCAUGGAGGUGUGGACCUGAGGAGGAAGCACCCCAGCCUAUACGGUCAUGUGUUCACACUCAGCAAGAGUAACGCAUUCAGGUGGAUCAAAACACACUCUGGUGACAUUUUGGAGGUCAAAGUGGCAGAAAACAGCUUUUAUUUUUUUGUUUAAGCCCAAAAGUUAUUUGUAUAGCAGGCAAGAGAGAUAAAAGCCUUAUAAGUAGUUAUUAUAAGCAGAUGUUUGAUAUCCUUUUUUUUAUUUGGGUUGUAAUUGUUAUUUAUUAUUAAUGUAAGUGGUAAGAUGACCAAGCAGAUAAUAAAGAAACUUUGAACAAGUAAAUGAAACUAAAAUCCUGUAAUCUCGAUUAUAAACAUCCAUCACUUUUUAAAGACCGACUUCAUCUCUAAAUAGUGGUUUAAGAUAAUCAGGAUAAACUGUUUUAAUAUUUUUUAAGUCAGCGGUGCCAAAAUCGUCUUUUAUUUUAGUUUUAAAUGCAAAAUUGUACAACAAAUAUAACGGCAGAAACAGCAAUUAAAUUUGUAUAUUUUUCUAAUUAAUUUAAAUUUUAACUUUUGGCCUGUAAGCCCCAAGUUGGUGUUUCUUUCGCUGUUGGAACUACUAUUUUCGGGUGUAGCCACAAUCUAAGAUAUUAUUCCAAGGGGACCAAUAAUACAAAUAUACUCUAAGUUGUAAUAAAGCAACGUUUUCCUUUUAAGAUGUUCAUGGUCACAGCUGCUGAUCCUAGAGAAGAUCUGCAUGUAACACUUGAACAACAGCAAAAAAUGUUCUCUUUAUUAAGGAAAAUAAUACAUCUAUAUUUUUUUAGUUUUUCUGUUUACCGCCAGCAAUGACUUCCAAAAUGGCGUUAGCUGUGGUUGUGGACAGAGCCUCAGUACCAGCAGUGCCACUGAAUGCACAUGAAUUACAUUACACUUAAAAAACAAAUGCAGAGACUUUCAGAACUCAUAUGCAUAAAUAAUACAUUAUUGUUAUAAAACACACAUGUACAUGCAAACACUGCAAGAAGUGGACCAGAAGACUCCGCAGUCCCUGGACUAAAGUUUACAGAAUAUAGUAGAAGAAGAAAGGUAAAAAUGGAUCCUCACCAUCAGAAUAUCACUUUAUCUCCUUUUUUAAACAUUUCGCUCCUUCUUUCUCCAACAACACUAUGCAACGUGUAGGACCGGCAAAAUACACUAAAAUAACUUUAACUACCUACACCUCAGCCACCUGGCAACGCACCCCCAGCGCCGCACCUCUCCCAUUGCAACCUCUCCUCCUUCUCCCCUGUGGAUGCUCUCCAAGUGGCCAAACUGGUCAGCUCGGCCAAGACCUCCACCUGCUCCCUGGACCCCUUGCCCACAGCCCUGGUCAAGGACUUCCUACCCACCCUCUGUCCUUAUAUGGUGGUUAUCAUCAACGCUUCUCUGGCUCCUGGUAUAGUCCCCACCAGCUUCAAAAUGGCCUCAGUCAUGGCCUGGACCCGACGACCUCCACAACCACCGGCCGAUCUCUGACCUUCCCUUCCUAAGUAAAACUCUGGAAAGAGUGGUCGCCGGCCAACUCCAUCUGUACAUGUCCAACCAUGAGCUCUAUGAGCCCUUCCAAUCCGGCUUCAACACAGCACUGAGACCGCCCUCAUCAAGAUCACCAACGAUCUUCUCAUUGCUGCUGACUCUGGCCGCCUCAGCAUCCUCAUCCUCCUGGACCUCUCUGCAGCGUUUGACACCAUCUCCCACACCAUCCUCCUCACCCGCCUAUCUGACCUCCUAGGUGUCACUGGCACAGCCCUGUCCUGGUUCACAUCCUACCUCCAUAACAAGGAACAGUUUGUAACCAUCAAUGGCUCAAAUUCACCCCCCUGCCCCAGUCAAUCACGGUGUACCCCAGGGCUCUGUGCUUGGCCCCCUCCUGUUCACCAUUUACAUGCUCCCCCUCGACCAGAUCAUCCGCCAUCACGGACUCAAUUUCCACUGCUGCGCUGAUGAUACCCAAUUAUAUCUCAGCACUACUCCAUCCUCCCAGCUCCCCCCUCAGUCUCUCGUCAACUGCCUGCACGACAUAAAAACCUGGAUGUCGUCCAACUAUCUCAAACUCCACAGCAGGAAUACGGAGCUCAUGGUUGUGGCACCCAAGGCGCUGCUCCGGAAGGUUGGUGACUUCAUCCUUGAGGUUGACUGCUGCUCCAUCUCCCCAUCUCCUGAAGCCUGCAACCUUGACUCCACCCUUUCCUUCCACUCCCACGUCAAGUCUGUUCCCAAAUCUGCCUUUUUCCAUCUAAGGAACAUUGCCAGACUCCGACCGACGGAGUCGGUUGCAGAAACCCUAGUCCAUGAGUUUGUCACCUCCCGCUUGGACUACUGCAAUGGUGUCCUGUUUGGGGUCCCCAACAAAACCCUGGUCAGGCUCCAGUAUGUUCAAAACUGUGCUGCCAGGGUACUCACACAUACAAAGCCGUGGCAGCACAUCACUCUCACCCUCAUCCACCUCCACUGGCUGCCGGUCAGUCCCGCAUAUCCUACAAAGUCCUCCUCCUCACCUACAAGUCCCUCCAUGCCCAUGCCCCCCAGUACUUAUCGGACCUCCUCCGCCCACAUGCCCCACCCCGGAACCUGUGGUCUUCAGACUCUGGCCUGCUUACCACCCCCACACCAAUCUGCGAACCUUCGGGGACAGAGCCUUCAGUGUGGCAGCCCCCACCCUCUGGAACGCUCUCCCUGCGGAGAUCCGCAACAUCCCCACGCUUGACGCCUUCAAAAGGGCACUCAAGUCCCAUCUGUUUGCGAAGGCCUUUGGCCCCUAAUCUAUUUGUUGUUUUGUCUGUCUGACUGUUUGUUUGUUCCUACUCCUGUUCUUCUUUGUAAAGCGCCCUUGGGUCUCAUGAAAGGCACUAUAUAAAUCCAAGCUAUUAUUAUUAUUAUUAAUGAAGAAGAAGCCGGAUUUCGCCAUUUUGUCUCAUAUUUCUGAAGACUUGCUUUAAAUAUUUAUGUCCAAAGUGCCAAAGAUGAAAGACAGUUGCCUGAUGUUGAAACAGAACAUCCUUUAUUUUACAUUCCUCAUACUGUGGAUCUACGUUAAGCCUUAAGUGACCUGUUUUUAUGCUGUUUGUAGCUUUUUAUUUCACCAGUCUGUAAUUUCCUGAUCGGUUUACUGGAAAGAACUGUAAAGGGGAAAUGUGUUUUCUCUUUUUUUGCUUUCCAAUAAACUGCAGGAAAUUGCAGAAGUCUAUAAAGUGCUAUGGUUCCUUUUUAAAACUACAUAACCCAUAUAUUCAUGCAUGAUACGUUUACUACAAUGCUGUUUCAACAGCUUUGGCCCCUUGAGUUUCUGCUGCUCCCUUGUGGCCAAAGCAUAUCUGCUUUUGCAGGUUUUUGUGGUUAUAUCAAGCUAAUUGAAGUUGAACUUUGAUAGUUUUUUUAAAGAUACAAACGAUAGCCUUCCCACUGUAAACUCUAUGUUGCAACUAUUGAUCAGAUUUUUUGAAAAAAUGCUGUCUAUGGAUUUCUAUAUUUCUGAAAUGUCUUGAAUUCGUCAGCACGAAUGUUUCUCAGUGUCUUCCUCGUGAUCUGCAUGAUGCUGUUUUUUAUAUAUAUUUGACCCAAAAAACAAACUGGAUGAUACUUGUAGUUGACAGCAUGACAGCAGCUCGUUGCCAUUCAACAUUACAGAUAAAACGCAUGAACCCUGCAAUGGUCGCCUUUAAAGCCAUGGACAUUAUCGAUGCUAACAGUGUGCCUGUCUUCAAGCUGUGUGUCCUCCAGAUACACCUCUCUACUGUUAAUAUUUAUGGAUAAUGGGACGUUAAAUGCGCUGUUUAAUCUUUUUCUCUACCUCCCUGUGUUUCUACCUCCUGCUGCAGUGCAUGUUUUACAUCUUUGUGAUAAAAAUCACGAACAUUUUCAGUUACCCCACAAUUCAGCCAAGUAAAAUUGUCUUAAAAAGGCAAUCCAUAUGUUAAAAGUUUGCGAUUAUGUGCAAUAACAACCAUCUAAAAGAAAAGGUCUAAAAACAAGCAAACACCGAAUUCACAAAGGUGGGUUUAAUUUGUUUUUGAUUAUUUAUUAGUGAUCAGGAGCACCUGGUGUUAUUGAGGUUGAGAAACGCUCUCCUGUGUCUUCUCUGUCUGGCUUUUAAUCACUGUGUCUCUAUGAAAUUGCACUAUUUGCACAGACUGUUGUUUUCUUGUUGCGACCCCCGGAAUGAUCUGCAGUAUCAAGUCAAGUGUUGCUUUUUGUGAAAUGAUGGAAUAAAUAAACUAUGUAAUAAGUCAUAAUAAAAUAUUCUUCAGUUUUUCAUUCAAAA